Limulus polyphemus (Atlantic horseshoe crab) is the source of this 4311-nucleotide messenger RNA. RefSeq names its product protein TRC8 homolog. NCBI's taxonomy places the organism in Eukaryota, Metazoa, Arthropoda, Merostomata, Xiphosura, Limulidae. Gene Ontology annotation, cellular component: endomembrane system; endoplasmic reticulum. Gene Ontology annotation, molecular function: ubiquitin protein ligase activity. The record is from RefSeq and is a predicted model, not a curated record. Gene Ontology annotation, biological process: ERAD pathway.
GCGUGAGACAGACAAAAGUGGGUUGAGUUUUAUGAGAAUAAUUUAAAGUAUUAAGAUGUUCUGUGAAUUCAAAAAUGAACCAGUCUAUUGUAUCAAACUAUUUUAAAUUUAUGAAAAUUAUGAACACAAUGUUUUCAAUUAACUACAGAAUAGUAUAAGACUAAUGCAAAGUUUAGUUUGUGAAAGACCUCGGUGAUUCGUAGUCGAUCGUUAGACGCCGCGAACUGAUAUCGACGAGUAGACAGACGGAAGUUGCGAAACGUUGCAUGGUAUCAUUGCUUUGUGUUGCCAUGUCCUUAAGAACAAAGGUUUGGUCAUUGCUAAAUGUCCUGUUGAGAGUUCCUCCAGUCUUUGUUAUGGAUUUCCUGAUGAAUGCUCAUCUAGGACUUACACAUUACAAGCCAGGAAAGGAUGGCUAUCAAGGAAUGGUUUCAGAAACUUCAAUCAAAGACCAGGAUCUUACUUUGAUAAUUAACAUUGAUGGGUCUCUGUUGACAUGGGUCUUCAUUUACAUGUCAGGUUUUUGUGCUGCAUUUUGUAUGUUUCUUCUAAAUACCAAGCAACUGUUGUCAGUUUAUCUAUGGUUAGCAUCAACAGGAGUCAUCUUGUGGUCUCACAUUGGUAAUGAAGAGUACAUGAAGUAUGCAGUUUGUCUUAGGGAGAAAAACAGUAAUGUUGGUUAUGAACUUUUAACCUUAAAUAUCCAGGCAUUUCUAAAGUUUGGUGGAAACUAUAUACUUCAAGUAUUCUUGGCUAUGAUUUUUUGCUUCUCAAACAGUACUUUCGAAAAUAUUCCACCUAAAAGAAUGGUAGGGUUGUGUUUCAUUGGACCCACGAUCAUUAGUCUUUUACCUAUUCCUACUACUGUUCUUCAGUGUACACCAGUGAUCUCAUCUGCUCUAUCUUUUUUUUAUAUUAUUGUAUCUCUUUUGAGUCAUGGACGACUAAUCGUUGAAGUUAUCAUCAGUGGGACUCGUUGGUGUAAUGAUGUGAUCAAACAUUAUGGCCUAUACACACUACUUGAGAACCAGUGGUUAAGACUGCAAGUUCCACAAGUGUUAAGAGUAUUUUGGAUAACCAGGGUUACAGAACAAGCAGUGCUAUUAUUGGCAGAUAACUUACAUAGCAGUAACCCAACUUCUAGUGUGCUUAGCAUGUUAUUUGACAACUCCUUCACUAUUACAAAAGAGCUUCUGAUUCAAGGUGAAACCCUUGUAGCAGUGCUAGGAAUGACAAGUGUAGUUUCAUCCAUUUCUCAUUACAUUGGGUACAGUGUGCAAUAUUUUCUACAUCUUGAAGAUCCAGAAGAUAGGAGUAUUGGAACUGUCUCUGCGAUUCUCUUCUUUAUUCUAGCUUUGCAGACAGGCCUGACAGGAAUGGAACCAGAAAAAAGAUUUCUACGGCUUUAUCGCAAUGUCUGUCUUCUUUCUACAGCAAUUAUGCACUUUAUUCAUAACAUGGUGAACCCACUUCUUAUGUCACUGAGUGCCUCCAGAAACACAUCCUAUAACAAACAUGGCCGUGCUCUCAGUGUUUGUGCAUUUCUGAUUAUUUUUCCCUGCUGGUUUCUAGUGUACUUGUGGAGUAAACACACCAUAAGCACAUGGCUCCUUGCAGUCUCUGCAUUUAGUAUUGAAGUAGUAAUCAAAGUUGUAAUUUCUCUUCUAAUCUAUCUACUAUUCAUGAUUGAUGCUUACCAUAACUCAUUCUGGGAGAAACUAGAUGAUUAUGUUUACUAUAUUCGUGCAACUGGAAACUCCAUAGAAUUCAUUUUUGGAAUAUUUCUUUUCUUUAAUGGUGCGUGGAUACUUCUGUUUGAGUCAGGUGGAACAAUCAGAGCAUGCAUGAUGUGUAUCCAUGCAUAUUUCAAUAUAUGGUUGCAAGCAAAAGCAGGAUGGAAAAUUUUCAUGAAGCGACGAUCAGCAGUGAAAAAAAUAAACUCAUUACUGGAAGCCACAGAAGAUCAGCUGAAAAACUUUGAUGAUGUUUGUGCCAUCUGUUACCAGGACCUGAAUAAUGCAAGAAUAACACGGUGUAAUCAUUACUUUCAUGGUGUCUGUUUGCGAAAGUGGCUCUAUGUACAGGAUUUAUGUCCAUUGUGUCACAAAACUUUGUACAGUGUAGAAUAUGAAGAAGCUCUUCUACUUAAUGAUACAGAAAGCCCUGUAGUAGUAAACAAUGAAAUUAUUCAUGGACAUCAAGAUUAAUAUUAUCAUAAUUUAUAAUACUAAAAUAUUUAUUUAAAAUUGUAAUUUUUUGAAAUGACUGUUAUUCACCACAUAAUUGAUAUUGCUUUUUAAAAGUCCUGUUGAGCUAAUUGUAUAUUAAAGAAAAUUAGUUUCAGUAUGGCACUAUACUAAGUAUUGUGCUUAGGAACAAACAGCUCAAAAUUACAAGUCUACUAAUUAUAUAUUAAAUGUUAAGUUAUGGCCUGCUUAUAAUUUUCAGUUCAUUUUUUCACUAACAAUGAUUUUUUUUAUGGGAAACCAAAUCCAUUCUGCUUCAUAGGGUGCUCAGAGCAUUUUGCCUGAUAAUUAAUACAUGCAGCAUUAAUGUCUCUAAUUAAAAAACUUAUUUAAAUUUUCAUUUUCAAUUUGUAAAUGAAAUUCGUAUUUUGAUUUCUCCUUAUUUAAAUAUGUACAUAAUUGCCAAAUGUUUAAAAUAAUUUGUAAUAAGUUUUAAAGAUCCUAUGCUGUAUAUACAAGUUUAAAGUUUAGCAUUGAAGGUAUUUUGCAUGCUAUAGUGGGUAUCUAUGAUUAAGAAAUCUCUUAGUAUUCAUUAUAUUCAAACAUAUUGUCAUUUAAAGUUUGUAUUUCACAUAAAUGAUUUUGUAAUCUUGUCUUGUGUCAUUUCUGACUUAAAGGUUUGUUUAAACAAGUUGGUGUCUUCAAUAAAUUAAGAUGCCGAAUAGUAUAGAUUAGUUAUUCAAGAUAAUUUUAGUUCCCCCACAAAAGCUUGCUUUUGUAUUUCUCUACUUGUUUAGGAACUGAACUUGAAACUAACAGAUUAAUAUGUAGAAAGAUAACACAGGUAUAUAGUCAAUUUAUGUAUAAUUUAAUCUUCAGUUCUUAAAGCUUUUAUUGUUUAUUACAAUUACACCUGCCAUAGUGUUUUUAUCUAUAAAAGGGGUCCAUUCAGACCAUUUAAUAAGAACGUUAAGAUUUCAUUAAUGUUUAUUUAUAUAAGGCACUUGAAAGUAUUAUAAAUGGAUCAAAAUACUGUUGUAAGUAUUAGAUGUACAAAAAUAAUAGUACUAGAUAAUGAAACAAUUAGAAUUUUGACAUUAUAUCCUUGAACCUAUGUCAUAGAAGCCAAUGCUUAGUAACUGUAUCAAAGUUAACUUAAUUCUGUAUGUAGAGAAAAAAAGAUUUAAAGUGCAAAUAUAUUUUAUUUAAUGUAGAUAUAGAGUCCAUUUCAAGUUUUUAAGAGUCCACAUUUGUAUAUGAUUUUGAUGUCUAGUGUCAGAACUGGCAUCUUCAGGUAAAGGUAUGGAUUUAUAAAGCACAUUUGACAAAAUGAAUGGCCAUAUUACAGCAAAAAAUUAGACAGUAUAUGUAAGUGUAACAUGGUGUUGUAUAAUGCCUUGCUGUAAAUUAAUUUUUAUUUCCUCAGAACAAUUUUAAGGGCAUAAACCUAUUUCAUAAACAGUGUCCUUUCAUGCUCUUAUAAAAUGUUUUCGUCACUUGGGAAAAUUUUGUAGUCUGAUAUGCACAUGUAUAUCACUUCAUAUUUGUUCAGUUUGUUUUUGCACACAUACAACAAAUAACUUUUUAUUACUAUAAACAUUUACUUCUUUGUAGACUUAAGUUAUGAUUCCCACAACUUGAAAAUAAUUGGUAAAUCACAACUAUUUUAUACAAUUAGUGCUACUCCAGCUGCAUAUCUGUAAAGACCUACGAACUAAUUACAAAAACAAUGAUUACUCACCAGAUUGUAUUGUAAUACUUCUCCAGUUGGGAACUUGGACUGGUAAUAUAGUUGUAUAGUUACCCUUUAGUUGAUAACCUAUUACUGGCAAAGCUAUAUAGUUAUCUUUAAUCCAUAACCUUGAUUAAUGGCUAGCUCAUGUGGUUUAUUUUGUAGAUACUAUUAUAACAUUUCAAGUCACAGUUUUUGUGUCAAAAUAAAUCAUCUUUUAUAAUUUUCUUACUAAUUGUAUAUUUAUGUAUUUUUUUUUUUAUAAUUAAUUGAUGUCCUAUCUACCCCUGAGAAAGGGAGUAAAAUUGUACUUUACCAGGUAUUCUAAAAAAAGAGAUGUAAAGUAAGUAUUUAAAUAUUUACACAUAUUAAAACUUAUUUAUUUAUUUAUUU